Molecule: messenger RNA, 1523 nt
Organism: Pseudovirgaria hyperparasitica
Lineage: Eukaryota; Fungi; Ascomycota; Dothideomycetes; Acrospermales; Acrospermaceae
Exons: 4
Coding region: 335-1252 (305 amino acids)
Molecular function (GO): acyltransferase activity, transferring groups other than amino-acyl groups
Source: RefSeq, a predicted model, not a curated record
GGUAGUUUAUUUACCUUUGCUAGAGGGCCGGUCUGUCUGUAUACUUCUCGAACUUGUGUAAUCAAAGAGCUAAACAGUCGUAGAUGCUUACAAAGACUAGAGCACUUCUCCAUAGUUCUUCUUUAUCCAUGAUAGGGAGUCUACGCUUACUAAGAUAAAGACAAACAGGUUGUUAAUCUUGGAAAACGCCCUUUGAGCUCCCCGACAUCACUACUACCCCUCCUUAGUAAUCACAUUCACUUUCAGUGGGUUUCUAAUAAUGGAAGCUAAUUACCAUGGAGCAUAGACAUUUGCGUUAAGAGAUGACUCACGGGCACGACUUGGUGUGCUCCUGAUGUCUGAGGACCAACAACCGGAACACGAAUCUACAUUCGCAUCAGCAGUCUCCCCCUCACCACCAUUCCUUAGCAGUACAAGCACAAUGGACAAUGCACCCGCCUCCGAACUCGCCCUCAUCCCCCCUCCUCCCAUAUCCUCCCAACCCUCCUCCUCCAUCCAGAUCCUCCCCCUGAAACCCGAAGACUGCAGAACAUGGCAGAUCAUGCACUACACCUGCCACGCCGACCACAUGCGCGACCUCCUCGCCCUUCGCCCCUUCAGCCCCGCGUCCUGGACCCGCGUCGUCGCCGCCCGCGAGCAGGAACUGUCUCAGCCCGGCGUGCACGCCUUCAAGGCCGUCGACGUAAGCACCACGCCACCUACCAUUGCGGCAAUCGCGAAAUGGACCGUUUACGCGGGUGCUAGGGACGAGACGGACGGGCGUGGGGACAGACAUGCAGACGGAGCCGCAGACGGAGCCGCAGACAGACACGCAGAAGGAAGUCUCCCGACCGCACCCCCACCGGCCCGCGGCCCUGCUCCGCCCGUCCAGACGGCAUAUACCGCGCAUCCGGACCCCCCGCCCGAGCUAAACGUGCGCUUGUUAAACGCGCUCCUGACGCCGCUGCGCGAGACACGCAAGGAGGUGAUGGCGGGCAGGCAGGCGUACGUGAUGCUGAACUCCAUGACGACCUUCCCGGCGUACCAGCGCCGCGGGAUCGCGCGUCGGUUGAUGCAGUGGGGCCUGGACAGGGCGGAUGAGUUGGGGGUCGAGGUGUACUUGGAUGCGUCGGCUGCGGCGCGGAGGCUGUAUGAGGGGUGUGCGUUUGAGCUGGUGCGGACGCAUGUUUUUGAUGUGGAGGCGUGGGGAGGGGGCGUGGGGGAGAGGCAUUAUACUUAUGUGAACUUAUGUUCGGAAGCGGAAGUGCGAUAGAGUGGGGAGUGGGGAUGGUGUGGUGUCGGUGUCGAGGUUGGCUUGAGCUUUAUUUUGGGGGUGGGCUGAGCGUCUGGAUUGCGUUGCUUUGGGAUUUCGGUCUGGGUUCUGGGUAUAAUUAUUUGUUGAUUAGAGCCUGCGAGCGAGUACUCGUCUUGAGACUCCAGGGCGCGUUCGCAUUGCCAUUUUGGUCUUACUCUACCAGUCCCGCAUGGGCAAAUCCCUUUGUACAAGUAUAGAAAAAGCAGUACCCCAGAAUAUCGACCUGUUC